Messenger RNA from Daldinia childiae, 6810 nucleotides. RefSeq names its product Conidial yellow pigment biosynthesis polyketide synthase. Bases 1 to 6810 code for a protein of 2269 amino acids. Lineage: Eukaryota; Fungi; Ascomycota; Sordariomycetes; Xylariales; Hypoxylaceae. The record is from RefSeq and is a predicted model, not a curated record. The transcript is spliced from 8 exons. Gene Ontology annotation, biological process: transmembrane transport; fatty acid biosynthetic process; secondary metabolite biosynthetic process. Gene Ontology annotation, molecular function: fatty acid synthase activity; phosphopantetheine binding; transmembrane transporter activity.
AUGGCACUGUCAGUAACGAGUCUCGGGGAGCAGACAAGUGAGUCCAUCGUAGAGAAAGAACUUGACGAUCAGCCGGGCGAGCGAGGCUCUCAAAAUGUGGAUGUCGAGAGUGGCGUUGUGCCAUCUAGUGAUCAGCUCCUCACUAAGGAAUCCCCAGACGACAGCACCGAGCAGCGCGAAGAGAACGUCGUAGAUUGGGACGGCGAUGAUGACCCAGAUCAUCCAUAUAAUAUGGCACAUUGGCGUAUUGUUAUAAGUUCCAUCGUACUUUCUAUUCAAGGGUUCUUGUCUCCCUUAUCAUCCGCUAUUUUGGCCCCCGCCGUCAACCAGGUAAUGGAAGAGUUCCAGGUCGAAAGCGAUCUACUGGAAGCCUUCGUUGUAUCUAUAUAUACCCUAGCGCUUGCCUUCGGUCCUAUGAUAUGGGCACCACUCUCAGAGAUCUACGGUCGCCUUUGGGUGUACCACAUCACCAAUUUGGGCUUCAUCGCAUUCACCGUUGGAUGCGCCGUUGCGCCUUCGAUGUCGAGUCUCCUAGGGUUCCGUUUCCUGGCCGGCAUUUUCGGUUCCUGCAUCAUUACGAACAGUGGGGGCUCGAUCGCAGACAUGCUGCCCCCGGAGAAGCGGGGACUGGUCCUGUCUUUUUUCAUCAUGGGGCCUAUCCUAGGCCCUAUUAUCGGGCCUGUUGGCGGCGGCUUCCUGGCAACUAAAAUGGGAUGGCGCUGGGUCUUCUGGCUCGUCGCGAUCGUCGCUGGGUUUGUAGCCAUCAUGAUGCUACUUUUCAGCAAGGAAACCUACGGACCUGUUAUUCUAGAACGCCGGGCGGCACGUCUACGGAAGGAGACGGGGAAUCCUCACCUACAUGCCAAGAACCGAGAUGGGCUAUCUCCGUGGGCUAUCUUGCAACACGACAUCGUGCGUCCAUUCAGACUUCUCAUGCGGUCACCUAUCAGCAUCAUUUGUGCGCUGUACAUGGCCGUUGUUUACGGAACUCUCAAUCUUCUCAUCACAUCUAUAUCACAAGUUUAUCAGGAGACCUACGGCUUCGCACCAAACAUCUCUGGUCUUGCAUUCCUUGGGCUUGGCAUCGGAUGUAUGUCCGGCGUGACACUUGUGAAUACAACCACGGAAAGAUACGCAGCAAGACAGAUGAGAAAGAACAAUGGCGAAAGGAAACCUGAAUAUAAAAUCUUCCUACUCCCUAUCGGCGCCGUCCUUCUCCCCGCGGGGUUAUUCAUAUACGGCUGGACAGCCCGAUACCAAGUACAUUGGAUAGUUCCUAUUAUCGGCGAGGGAAUCGCAGGUAUGGGGAUUAUGACAAUGUUCUUCUCGACCGUCACGUACCUUAUUGAUAGCUUUACUAUCUUUGCCGCCAGCGCCUUGGCAGCAAACGGUUUCAUACGAUCGAUCGGUGGCGGUCUCCUCCCGCUCGCGGGAUUGACCAUGUACUCGAAAUUAGGAGUGGGCUGGGGAAACAGCGUGCUGGGUUUCAUUUCUCUUCUUACAUUUCCCAUUUCGCUUUGUUUACUUAAGUAUGGAGGGUACUUGCGGGAGAAAUUUGCUAUUACGAAUAGAAAGCAUUCCGUCCUAGCCAGGUUUAUCCAAGAGGCCACAUCCGCCGUUGCAGAAGAAGUACGGUUCUUGUCGGCCGACGUGAGAGCUUUGGUUCCCCCUUUCGAGAGUGUGCUCAAUCUCGCCAGUUUGAGUGACACCCACAAAGGACCUCUCGGCGGCGCAAUCGAAGGUGUCCUGUUAUGUGUUGCUGAGCUAGCUUCUCUCAUAGGGUACUUCGAGAAUAAUCCCUCCGAACUCAACCUCGACCCUACCACAACAUGUCUUGCUGGCAUGGGCGUGGGUAUACUGGCAACGGUGGCUAUUUCGCUAGCACCCACGUUGGCGGAUAUUCCAAUCACUGGUGCUGAAGUAGUUCGUAUUGCUUUUCGUAUGGGAAUACACGUCGAUGAAGUAUCUCAAAACCUGGAGCCGCGCCCCCUUUCUGGGUCACCCGACCCGUGGGCCUAUGUUGUAUCAGAAGUCUCACCAGACGACGUACAGAAAGAGCUCAGUGCUUUCCAUGCAAAAGAGAAAAUACCCGAAUCUGGCAAAAUAUUCAUCAGUGCAUCUAAUAAAACGUCGACGACCAUCAGUGGGCCGCCGUCAAGACUGAAGGCACUUUUCCGCAACCACGAUUUCUUUCGCGAUUCCAAGUUUAUAAGCUUACCGGUUUACGCUGGAAUAUGUCACGCGAAGCAUAUCUAUGGCGAAGAGGAUGUUCAAGCUAUUAUCCAGACACAGUCGUUGCGUCUUCUGGACUCGAAAUUCGCCCCCAUCCUCUCGAUUCUCGCGAGCAGUACUGGCCAACAGUACUUGGCACAAACCGCAACGGAUCUAUUUCACGAGGUCAUUUCCGAACUUCUCACCCGGAGCAUCCACUGGGAUAAUGUUAUGCGGAGCAUUUCUGAGAGGUGCUCUCACCUCAAGGCCUCAGAAUGCCAGUUGUUCAUGUUUCACAAAUCGCUCCCGACCCGAGAGUUAAUAUCCGCCCUGGAAGGUAUCCCGAGCCUUGAAACUUUCACAUACGAUAUGACAGCAUGGGUGCCCGAAAUUCAUAUAGGCCAACGAGGUCCGCAAGGACCAAUGCAAUCCAAGCUUGCCGUGGUGGGUAUGGCUUGUAGACUCCCCGGAGGAGCUACCACAACCGAUGAGUUCUGGGAAAUACUCGCAAAUGGUCGUGAUGUCCAUCAAGUUAUUCCGCCUGACAGAUUUGACGUGAAAACCCAUUAUGACCCUGAGGGCAAGAAACCGAAUUUCAGUCACACGCAAUAUGGCUGUUUUAUUGACAACCCCGGCUUUUUCGAUGCCCCUUUCUUUAACAUAUCCCCCAAAGAAGCCGAACAGACAGAUCCUAUGCAACGGUUAGCUUUGGUCACAGCAUAUGAGGCUCUCGAGAGGGCUGGAUUCGUGCCGAACCGAACCACAUCGUCCCAUUCCCCCGUGUUGGAACAUUCUACGGCCAGGCCGCCGAUGACUAUCGCGAGGUCAACGCUGGUCAGCAGGUUGGCACUUACUUCAUUCCUGGAGGAUGUCGCGCAUUCGGCCCCGGUCGAAUCAAUUAUUUCUUUAACUUUUGGGGGCCGAGUUAUAAUAUUGAUACCGCGUGUUCCUCUAGCUUGGCCGCCAUUCAGGUUUGCAACAGCUGCAUGCACCUCGCUCUGGGCUGGAGACUGCGAUACCGUGGUAGCUGGCGGAUUAAAUAUCCUAACGAACUCCGAUGGUUUUGCCGGGCUAUGCGAGGGGUAUUUCUUAACUAAGACGCCGAAUGCGUGCAAAACAUGGGACUCGGAGGCAGACGGCUAUUGUCGUGCCGACGCUAUCGGGUCUCUUGUAUUAAAGAGGCUUGAAGAUGCAGAGGCCGACAACGACAACAUCCUGGGUGUUAUCGUUGGAGCCGCUACAAACCACUCUGCCGAGGCUGUCUCGAUUACCCACCCGGACGCUGCAGCUCAGUCCGAACUCACUCGAAAAGUCCUAAGCCGGGCGGGUAUCGACCCUCUAGACGUAAGCUAUGUGGAAUUGCACGGCACAGGAACCCAGGCAGGCGACUUGGUCGAGAUCAAGUCUGUUACGGAUGUAUUUGCUCCUAUAGUAAGACGCAGAAGCGUGAACCAACCACUUCACAUCGGCGCGGUCAAAGCUAACGUCGGUCAUUCUGAAUCCGGCGCUGGAGUGACGGCUAUGCUUAAGGUCCUUCUAAUGUUGGAAAAGGAGAAGAUACCGCCGCAUAUAGGUAUCAAGGGUACCAUCAAUCCGGGGUUCCCAAAGGACUUGGAUAAGAGGAACGUACAUAUCCCAUUUGAGGAAAAGCCAUGGGCCCGUGUUGCAGGGAAGAAACGUAUUGCAGUCGUGAACAACUUUAGUGCUGCCGGUGGAAACACAUCGAUCAUAAUAGAGGAGGCAACCCCCAGAGAGAUUACAGAGACGGAUCCUCGCCCAAAUCAUGUCAUCACCGUGUCAGCUAAGAGCAAGACAUCCUUACGCGGGAAUAUUGAGAGAUAUCUUACACACCUAGGAAAGAACCCGGACUUGUCAAUUGCGGACUUGUCGUACACGACUACCGCUCGUCGCCACCAUCACAGCUACCGUGUCGGCUUUACGGCCGCCAAUAUUGAACAAGUCAAGAUCCAACUCUCGUCCAAGAUCCCCACCGUCGACUCAGUCAAGCCAGUGUCAGCGGCGGGCGCAUCCUCGAUUGCGUUUGCGUUCACCGGUCAGGGUGCAUCCCAUAAAUCCAUGAAUAUCGAGCUAUUCCACACAUCCCCUUACUUCCGUUCUCAGAUAACGCACUUAGACUCCCUUGCACGGAAUCAGGGGUUCCCGUCUUUUAUCCCCGCCAUCGACGGGAGCUUCGCGAAGGACCAGAAUCACAGUCCCGUCAUUACUCAAUUGGCUCAAGUCUGCACGCAGAUGGCCUUAACGAAGUACUGGUGUUUGCUGGGCGUGAAGCCAACUGUGGUCGUAGGGCAUAGUCUUGGCGAAUACGCUGCCUUACACGCUGCCGGGGUAUUGACAGCUAGCGAUGCGAUCUUCCUCGUGGGCCAAAGGGCAAGACUGCUUGAGCAGAAAUGCCAAGUUGGAAGUCAUAAGAUGAUGGCCGUACGGGCAUCACGUUCUGAGAUUGAAGAGUCGGCUCGCGGUAGGCCAUAUGAGGUCGCUUGCAUUAAUGGUCCCAAGGAAAUUGUCUUGAGCGGACCCCGAGAAGAGAUCGAUGUGCUGGGCGAAGUUCUACAAGGUGAUGGUCAUCGUUGCGUGAGCCUCGAUGUUUCGUUUGCUUUCCACUCCGACCAGACUGAUCCUGUUUUGGACGAGUUCGAAGCCAUCGCGAAGAGCGCAGUGCUUUUCAAGGCACCUGAGCUGCCGGUAGUAUCACCUCUACUUGCUAAGGUCAUCUUCGACGAAAAGACUGUGAAUGCGCAGUACGUUCGACGAGCGACGCGAGAGGCCGUCGAUUUUGCUGGUGCACUCCAAGCUGCUCAUAAUCUAGGCACCGUCGAUGACAAGACAGCGUGGAUCGAAAUCGGCCCUCACCCGGUCUGCAUGAGUUUCGUCAAGUCCAACAUCCCCGCCACUAACGUCGCCGUCCCUUCACUUCGUAGGGACGAAGACAGCUGGUCUACGAUGGCCCAGAGUAUGUGUGCUCUUCACUGCGCUGGAGUGGACAUAGACUGGCAUGAGUUCCAUCGUCCUUUCGAGCGAGCACUUCGUCUCUUAGACCUUCCUACUUACAAGUGGAAUGACAAGAAUCAUUGGAUCCAAUACAAUGGUGACUGGAUGAUUAAAAAAGACAAGAUGUGCUCCGGGGAUGAUAAGAAAGCCGCGCCAGUGCUAACCGGAGCCGGACUAACCUCGAGCGUCCAACACCUGAUAGAGGAGAGCGUGGACGAGUCCACUGGAAUAACGAAGGUUACAAUGCAGUCGAACCUCAUGCAAAAGGAGUUCCUCGCUGCCGCAAAUGGACACUCUAUGAAUGGAUGUGGUGUAGUGACGUCGUCCAUCCAUGCGGAUAUCGCAUACACUCUUGGAGAAUACCUAUACCGCAUGAUCAAGCCCAAAUCAAAGAAGGUGGAUAUGAAUAUAGCCAAUCUCGUUGUCACCAAGGGAUUGGUCGCAUGUAAGAACACCAAGAUACCCCAGAACAUACAGGUCUCCAUCGAAUCUGUACCCGGCCAGCCUAACGUAGCCGAUUUGCACUGGCAUAACGUUAUGUCUGACGGCCUGAUUGAGGAGGCCUUCGCGACGGCCAAUAUCAUCUACGGCGAUGCUGGUGAGUGGCAUACCUCCUGGGCCCCGAUAGCCCACUUAGUUCAGGGUCGAAUGGAGGCUAUUGAGCGUGCAGCACAAGAAGGGUUCGCGACCCGAUUCUCCAACAGCAUGGCGUACCUGUCAUUCGCCAAGAGUCUUGUUGACUAUGCGCCAAAGUACCGUGGCAUGCAGUCCGUCAUCUUGAAUGGGUUUGAAGGCGUGGCCGAGGUGACCUUGGCCACCGAGAUGGGCGGUACUUGGACCGUGCCCCCUCAUUUCAUCGACAGCGUGGCGCAUCUCGCGGGCUUCAUCAUGAACGUUUCGGAUGCGAUCGACAACACGAAUAACUUCUGUGUGACCCCCGGCUGGAACUCGAUGCGCUUUUCGAAGCCACUCGUUCCCGGCGCCAAGUAUAAGUCCUACACCAAGAUGAUCCCCACCGUGGAAGACCCGUCCGUCUACUUAGGUGAUGUCUACAUUAUGCAGGAUGGCGAGAUCAUGGGCAUGGUAGGCGGAAUCAAGUUCCGCCGGUACCCUCGUCUCCUUCUUAGUCGUUUCUUCUCUGCACCCGACGACCCGUCCAAGCCUCCGACGGCCGCAGCCGCCCAACCCGCAGCACCCAAGACACCAGCGCCAAAGCCAGUAGCAGCAGCAGCAACCGCCAAGUCGCACGACGAAGCUGCCCCAGCUACCCCGGCCAAACCUACUCCAGAGCCCAAAACUCUCAGCUCCAAAGCACUUGAAACGCCGGCGACUAUCGAGGGAGCAGCCGCGGUUGACGAAAACAGCACUGCCGGCAAAGCCCUAGAAAUCAUUGCAAGGGAGGCUGCGCUGGAGGUAUCGGAGCUCACCGAAGACGUCGCCUUCAGCAACCUCGGUGUGGACAGCUUGCUAAGUUUAGUUAUUGCUGAGAAGUUUCGCGCCGAGUUAGGAGUCCCCGCGAGCGGCGGAGUCUUCCUGGAGUAUCCCAGCGUCGGCGAACUAAUAGCGUGGCUGACGGAAUACUACGGUUAA